CCACCGCUCCUAUUAGGCCACGUCAAAAUUAACUUCGUCGUCGUUGCAACCGAGCAAACCUAUUCCUUUUCGGAUAGUCUGGGUGCCUCGUCGUAAAAUGUGAAGAAUGCACAGUUGACUACGUCGGUGCAUCGAGGCCGUCUGACAAGGCGAUAGCACGCAACUCGAGUACUAUUUUUAUUCCAGUUUUUAACCUCGGAUCACACACGCUCCCAAAAAUGUCAUUCGAGGGAAAGUACAACGCAAAAAGUCCUGCGGUAAAAAGAUUAAUGAGAGAAGCUCAAGAGCUUCACGAGGCAACAGAAGAAUAUUAUGCAUCUCCCCUGGAAGACAAUCUCUUCGAAUGGCAUUUUACAGUGCAAGGGCCACCCUCCACAGAUUUCGAAGGAGGGGUUUAUCAUGGGAGAAUUUUAUUACCUCCAGACUAUCCCAUGAAACCCCCAAAUAUCAUAUUGUUGACACCAAAUGGCCGGUUUGAAACCAACAAAAAGAUAUGUCUCAGUAUUUCUGGACACCAUCCUGAAACAUGGCAACCUUCUUGGAGUAUUAGAACAGCUCUGUUAGCCUUGAUCGCUUUCAUGCCAACGCCCGGAAACGGGUCGAUCGGUUCUUUAGAUUAUAGUAAAGAAGAGAGACAGAAACUCGCGAAAAAAUCCCUGACUUGGGAGUGCGAUACUUGCGGAAAAGUCGUUAGUUUGUUGUCCAAGACAACAGCGAAAAAACCCAUCACGGAAGAAGAACAAACAAUGUUAAAUACAAUUGCUUUGAAGGCUGACGAUUCGCCCACGUCAGGUGCAUCUUUCAUGAUAAAUGCAGAUACUAUUUCAGAGAACGAACUGAGGCAACGUAACGUUGACGCGACUUCUACCGAUAAUCAAAGUCGGCAGCAGUCAGACGUUAUAAUAAACCAACAAAUAGAGACAAUGUCAUCUUCUAAUGAUUUAUUUUGGAGCAUUCUCAUUGCUUCCUUGGUGUCAGCGAUAAUUCUACUUGUUUUGCGGCGACUGUUUCUUGUUUAAAUUAUUCUAAAUGUAACAAACGUUAUAAUUGUAAGUAUGUUAACGAGACGAAGUAAAUUUUAUACACAUUUUAUCGAUAGCAUUUUUAAACUUAGAAGAAAUAACAGAUUUAUACACGCUAUAAAUAAUCUGAUAUCCAUUAAAAACACAAUGUACGACGGAGAUAUGACUGCACCGAUGUAUCUACUUUAGUACAUAUCUACCAUACUCUAACGAAGAACUGUUUAUCUUAUUGUAAAAAUUGCUAUCUUCGUUAGAUACGAGAACAAUGUAAAUUCUAAACUUUUCGUUGCAUUCUUGCGUUCUUUCAUUGGCUGUAUUUACUAGUCUUUGAGAUUCUUUAUUAACCUUUUGACAUUGAAUAUAUACUCACACUAUUAAUCUUUAGUAUUAAAAAAUGUUAGUGUUUGCAUUUACCAUAUAUAUAUACAUUUAUAUUCGAUAACUUUUACAAUAAUCUUUAUUUGAUAGUUUUCCAUAUAAAUGUGCCUGAAAUAUUGGACGAAUUAGAUUCUUUGCUAAAAAAAAAAUGAGCUGUAUUUGCGAAAACUGCCAAAUAUAGUACUGAAUCUAUUCGAUUAUGUAAGUACUAGCUUUUGUCAAAAUGUAUUUUAGUUCCUUGUUGGUAUGAUUUUUAAUUACACUCGUAUAUUUUUUCUCUUAUUGUUUAUGUAAAUGUAGAUAAUUACAUUAGAAGAACUGUAUAUAACAUAUAACAAAUUUAAUAUAAGUUACACAUACUAUUCAUUAUGUUGUAUUUCACGAAGCUAUGCACAUGAAAAGUAAAAAAUACACCCGUUUAAAAAAAAA
Molecule: messenger RNA, 1829 nt
Organism: Hylaeus anthracinus
Lineage: Eukaryota; Metazoa; Arthropoda; Insecta; Hymenoptera; Colletidae
Product: ubiquitin-conjugating enzyme E2 J1-like
Exons: 5
Coding region: 219-1019 (266 amino acids)
Source: RefSeq, a predicted model, not a curated record